Dicentrarchus labrax (European seabass) is the source of this 3736-nucleotide messenger RNA. It is a transcript of the gene klhl18, whose product is annotated as kelch-like family member 18. The transcript is spliced from 10 exons. NCBI's taxonomy places the organism in Eukaryota, Metazoa, Chordata, Actinopteri, Moronidae. Bases 60 to 1784 code for a protein of 574 amino acids. The record is from RefSeq and is a predicted model, not a curated record. Gene Ontology annotation, molecular function: protein binding.
GAAGUGAGUACGGCGGCUCGGAGGGCUCAGUCCUCGCCGCUCCGCCGCUCGCGCUGACGAUGGGAGACGUUGUCUGUGAAGAGCUCGAGGAUUUGGUUCAUUUCUCAGUGCACGACCUGCCGGCACGAGGCUAUGUCGUCAUGGAGGAGAUCCGACGUCAGGGGAAACUCUGUGACGUCACGCUCAAGGUCGGGGAUCAUAAGUUCAGCGCUCACCGGAUCGUUCUGGCAGCCUCCAUCCCGUACUUUCACGCCAUGUUCACCAACGACAUGGUGGAGUGUAAACAGGACGAGAUCCUGAUGCAGGGCAUGGACCCCAGUGCUCUGGAGGCUCUCAUUAACUUUGCGUACAGCGGCCAUGUUGCCAUCGACCAGCAGAACGUUCAGUCUCUCCUGAUUGGCUCGAGCUUCCUGCAGCUGCAGAACGUUAAAGACGCCUGCUGCUCCUUCCUGCAAGAGAGGUUACAUCCGAAGAACUGUCUGGGUGUGCGACAGUUUGCAGAGACCAUGAUGUGUACGACUCUGUACGACUCGGCCAGCAGCUUCCUCCAUCAGCACUUUGUGGAGGUUUCUGUGUCGGAGGAGUUUCUGGGUCUGAGGACUGAGGAGGUUCUGGAACUGGUCGGCUGCGACGAGCUUAACAUUAAAGCAGAGGAACAGGUGUUUGAGGCGGUGCUGGCCUGGGUUCAUCAUGACCGGGACCGGAGGGAGUCUCUGCUCCCGGAGCUGCUGUCAAAGAUCAGACUUCCUCUGUGUCGACCUCAGUUCCUGUCAGACCGAGUCCAGCAGGACGACCUCGUACGCUGCUGCCAUAAAUGCAGAGAUCUGGUGGAUGAAGCCAAAGAUUUCCACCUGAUGCCGGAGCGGCGCCCUCACCUUCCCGCCUUUAAGACCAGGCAGAGGUGCUGCACGUCCAUCACAGGACUCAUCUACGCUGUGGGAGGACUCAACAGCUCAGGCGACUCUUUAAACGUGGUCGAAGUGUUCGAUCCAACUGGGAACUUCUGGGAGCGCUGUCAGCCAAUGAGGACGGCUCGCAGUAGAGUGGGCGUGGCCGUCGUUAACGGGCUGCUGUACGCCAUUGGUGGAUACGAUGGCCAAUCGCGGCUCAGCACGGUGGAGGUUUACAACCCGGAGACGGACAGCUGGACACGUGUGUCGAGCAUGAACAGCCAGCGCAGCGCCAUGGGAACAGUUGUGAUUGACGGACACAUCUACGUGUGCGGUGGCUACGACGGAAAAUCAUCUCUGAACUCUGUAGAGUGUUACUCUCCGGAGACCGACAGGUGGACCGUGGUGACGGAGAUGAGCGCCAGCCGCAGCGCUGCCGGUGUCACCGUGUUCGACGGACGCAUCUUUGUCUCUGGAGGCCACGACGGUUUACAGAUCUUCAACACUGUGGAGUACUACAACCACCACACUAACCGCUGGCACCCUGCGGCAGCCAUGAUGAACAAGCGCUGUCGUCACGGGGCGGCAGCUCUGGGCAGUCACAUGUACGUGGCAGGGGGGUACGACGGCUCGGGUUUCCUGAGCGGGGCCGAAGUGUUCAGCUCAGCGUCGGGUCAGUGGAGCCUUCUGGUGGCCAUGAACACGCGGCGCAGUAGAGUGUCACUGGUUUCUACGUCGGGGCGUCUGUACGCGGUGGGCGGCUACGACGGACAGUCCAACCUGAGCUCGGUGGAGAUGUACAACCCUGACACCAAUCGCUGGACCUUCAGGGCGCCCAUGGUCUGCCACGAGGGGGGGGUUGGGGUGGGCUGCGUCCCGCUGCAGCCCGCCUAAACCCUCCACUUAGAGGCCGAGGAUCCAUGCGUUACUGUCGUUCGCGGACGGCGCGGCGGCGCCCUCUGUUGGCGUUCACUGAGCUUUAUCGGUACGACGGCCGGGCUCAGACCUGCACACUGACGCCAGGCCUGUGGGAUUGUGGGUAAAAACUGUAGAGCUAGCCUGUGGAGGCUUGUGUUUAUACUUGAUUGAAACAGGAAGUCACUUCCUCUCCAAAACAAACAAACAAACAAAGCUGCUGACUGGAAACGGGACGAGCGCUCGGAUCUGUUUUCUGUUCACUGGACCGAAUUAUUGAUCAGCUGUAAUCAAUGAGUAUGAUUGACAGACAGGAAGUGGAGGUGUAGACACGUGAAGAAGAAACAGAGUGCGAGGUCCUCCAGCGCCCCCUGCAAUCUGAUUAUUGAUCUGAAGCCUCAUGUCUGUCUGUCUGUUGCUUAUCUGAUAGAUGUUAACAUGCUAACACCAACAUAUUGGCGUUUUUAAGAGCCAAUCAGACGACAGAAACAAGCGAGUUCUGUGAUGAUUGUAAAAACGAUUUCUGAUUCAUAGUCUGAUUUGUGUUUUUUUUGGCGCCCCCCCCCCCAGUGGUGGAUUUGAAUGAAACUUUCAGGGUGUUUCAGGUCUACAUAUGGAAGUAUCCUGUGAGGUCUGUGACGGUUGUUGACUUCUGUUUAUGUGUUGAGCCACGCCCCCUCUGAAGCUCAUUGGUUGACAUGUUGAAAACUAUUAAUAAUGGCACCACCAUUUGGCUUAUGGGGCUCAUGUUUGUUGGGAAGCACUUGCUCAUUAUUUCCUGUUAUUGGACCAAGUUUCUUGUUUCCAGAUCAUUUCAGCUCACUGUAAUAAUAAUAAUAAUAAUAAUAAUAAUAUUAAUAGUGUUUCAGGCCUUUCUACCCCUUAUAAAAGCUCAUGUAGUCGGAUAGCAGUGUGUUGAAUUAGCUGUUAGCAGCUCCUAUUAGCAUUGAUGCACAGACAGAUAUCACUGAUUAACAGAAACAGGAUGAUCCUCUUUGUGGAUUUCUGGACGUUUAUCAGAGUUAUUGAUCUCCUCACUGAAUGAUCAAUCAAUAUGAAUAUCUGUUUACUGUUUGAGUUCUCUCUCAGUUAUCUCUCUGAGGAGGUAGCAGUGUGUUUACCUCCCCUUCAGCUCUCUGGCGUCCCCCUGUGGAGGCUUUAUUCUUUGUCCUGCUGAAUGUAGUUCCACCAGAUGAAGCUGCAGUUCCUCUAACGGCCACCAGAGGCUCCAGCAGUGAGUCAGGCUCCAUAUGUUGUACAUAUAUGGAUAUGUUUACAGCCUGUUGCUCUCUACAGAUCAUCUCCCCUCUUUAAAUGAUAUUAAGGUUGAACUUAUGCAGAAUUAAGGGCGUUUGUCCUGAUGGGGGCGCUAGAGGACAAAAGGCUGCUGUUCACAUUUAAUCAAUAAAGUGAUUUAUAACGUGAUUAAUAAAAAAGAUUUUUUUAAAGUCUCAACAAUGAUUGGAUAUUGAUCCCCUGUUUGAAGUAGGGCGGCAGUUUGUUGGAUCAAUGGUUGAUUUUCAGUCAAAUGAUCGUUCCCACUAAUCAAUCAAUAAUUUAUUGAAUAUCUGUGCAGCCCUACUUUUACAGCCAAUAAUCCAUCAGUUCAAUCUGCAGACUCAAUCAAUGAAUGUUAAUUAAACCAUAAUCAACGAUUCCUUCCAGACCUUUCAGCUGCCUCGUGUGGUCUUCCUCAGCUGUCGUCAUGGAGAGUUCAGUUGUUUGUGAUGAAGACCAGGACAUACAGCUGAAAGCUUUGGGCUUUUUCUAGUAAGCACUGAGAGUAAACAUUCAUUGAUAUUUAUAUUGAUAAGUAAACACUGACGUUAUUGAGUCGGCACUCUCCAGCUUCGUUUUUAUAUGUAUUGAUGAUGAUUGAUUUUUUUUUCCCUUAGAGGUUUGUGGAUCAUUAAAAUGCUGCUGUUUCCUGA